CUUUAGCAUCAGAGCUGUGACCUCCGACGCCGCCUUUUUUUCAAGCGUCACCGCACCCCGCUUACCAUUAUUUGCCAAUCCCGUAUUCUCGCCAUGCAUCGAACGUAUUCUAUGCGCCAGACCAGGGCGCCAACCGCCUCGCAGAUUCAAAACCCUCCUCCCCCGCCAUCGUCCACGAAGUCGGGUAGACUAUUCGGAAGAGGCGGAUUUGGUCAUGCGCUCCGUCGGAAUGCCGCCGGCGCUUUCGGGCCCGACCUGGCCAAGAAGUUAACCCAACUUGUCAAAAUGGAAAAGAACGUAAUGAGGAGCUUGGAACUCGUUGCAAAGGAGCGCAUGGAGGUUGCUCAACAACUCUCGCUCUGGGGCGAAGCCGGUGACGAAGACGUCUCUGACGUCACCGACAAGCUUGGUGUACUCAUCUAUGAAAUCGGCGAACUCGAGGACCAGUACGUCGAUCGCUACGAUCAAUACCGCGUGACUAUGAAGAGUAUCAGGAAUAUCGAGGCUUCCGUACAGCCUAGCCGAGACCGGAAGCAGAAGAUUGCCGAUCAGAUCGCCCAGCUCAAGUACAAAGAGCCUAAUUCACCCAAGAUCGUCGUUCUCGAGCAGGAACUCGUCCGCGCCGAAGCCGAAUCACUCGUCGCCGAGGCCCAGCUGUCCAACAUCACGCGCGAGAAGCUGAAGGCGGCAUACUCCUACCAGUUCGACGCCCUGCAAGAGCACUGCGAGAAAGUCGCCAUCAUCGCCGGCUACGGGAAGCACCUGCUCGAGCUGAUCGACGACACGCCCGUGACGCCCGGCGAGACGCGCGCGGCGUACGACGGCUACGAGGCCAGCAAGGCUAUCAUCCAGGACUGCGAGGACGCGCUGACUAAUUGGGUGUCGUCAAACGCGGCCGUGAACCCCAAGCUGUCGACGCGCGCCCGCACCCUCUCCAUGCGCCGCCGCAACAACAUCAAGGCCCGCUCCGAAGGGCUCGACCUGUCCGGCCAGGACGCCCCGCUUAACGACCGCGAGUCCUGGGUCGCGGCCGGCGAGCACCGCAACCACGAGUACGAGGACGAGGACGAGCCCGAGGACGACCAGGCCCACUCCGUGCUGGACUCCGACAGCGGCCUCAACGGCGAGCAGCACCGAGGUCGCGCCCCCGAGAUGGCUACCUAGUAGGUACCUAGGUAGACUUUGGAAAGUUCCCCCAUCAUAUCAUCUCCGGCUCCGUUUUUCCGGUGGCAGGCGAGUAAUCUUCACUUAAUAAUGUUUAAUACGAGGGAAGAGGGGGCAAGCAGGUUGGAUGUACAAGCGAGGGGCGAGAUCAGACACACAAGUGGUAUA
Daldinia caldariorum is the source of this 1332-nucleotide messenger RNA. Its product is annotated as Eisosome component PIL1-domain-containing protein. NCBI's taxonomy places the organism in Eukaryota, Fungi, Ascomycota, Sordariomycetes, Xylariales, Hypoxylaceae. Gene Ontology annotation, cellular component: plasma membrane; eisosome filament. Gene Ontology annotation, molecular function: lipid binding. Gene Ontology annotation, biological process: negative regulation of protein kinase activity; endocytosis; eisosome assembly. The record is from RefSeq and is a predicted model, not a curated record. The coding region runs from base 94 to 1164 and encodes 356 amino acids. The transcript is spliced from 5 exons.